AUUGGCGUGAGAUAUCUGAAGCCGGUCAUCGAUCUUUACGAAUGAUUUUGGCUGAUAAACGGGGUUCUAUGAUUGAGGCCAAAAUCAACUCGGAACUCAUUUCUAAGUACAAUUCCGAAUUCAAAGAUGGUGAAAGGAUAGUUGUCCAUCAUUUUCAAUUAGAGAUGGUAACUCGGGAUAAGAGAACUACUAAUCAUAUUUAUCGGAUCAAUUUCCUUCCUUCGACCAAUCUGAAUCCGAUACCUGCCAAAGACGCUCUUGUCUAUGCACUAUAUGAAGUCUCUUUCUGUGACGUUUUGGCUUAUGAACUCAGCAGAUCUCAUUUGAUAAAUUUGAUAGGAUAUGUUGUCAAUAUUGACGAGAUACAAUAUUCUGACCCAAAUAAACGAAGCCGUGAUAAUGCGAUGACUGACUUCAAGAUUAAGGACGCAGGCAAUUAUAUACUGUCGUGUGUUGCCAACGGAGAUUCUGCUGAGCAUUUUCACGAGGAGUGGAGAAGGAUUAGACGUCCGUGGAUUGUUUGUGUAUUACAAUGGUGGGAUAUUUAUAAAGUUCCAGGACGUAUGGUUAUUCAAUCCGUUGGUAGAUGCAGUCGUUUGGAUCUGAAUCCGAAUAUGCAUGAGGUUGAUGAGUUCAGAGAGAUGUCGUCUGGUCGGUUUGUUGGUGAACCAGGGUCUUUCCGAUCUGGUAUCGGAUAUCAAAUCAAUGUAUUACCGAGAAAUGCCUGAAAGGGAUCUACUCUUGAUAUCCAGUUUUAAUUAAAAUGUUUGACACUU
Arabidopsis arenosa is the source of this 776-nucleotide messenger RNA. The record is from the annotation of a GenBank genome assembly. NCBI's taxonomy places the organism in Eukaryota, Viridiplantae, Streptophyta, Magnoliopsida, Brassicales, Brassicaceae.